Messenger RNA from Colletotrichum navitas, 778 nucleotides. RefSeq lists its product as uncharacterized. The record is from RefSeq and is a predicted model, not a curated record. The transcript has a single exon. NCBI's taxonomy places the organism in Eukaryota, Fungi, Ascomycota, Sordariomycetes, Glomerellales, Glomerellaceae. The coding region runs from base 179 to 628 and encodes 149 amino acids.
GAGAGAGAAACGACGGCUUCAUAUAGGCUAGACUCGCGCCAGACCGAGGUCAGGCAGCCACGCCCCGAGCUAUACGCAAAUAGUCGAACAAGACGGAUGAGGGUGGGUAGCUAGCUCGGUGGGCGGUGGCUGUCAGACCUUUGCUAGCCGCGCCCAGAAGGGCUCGCGACCACCAACCAUGGCGAGGCGGAUCUCGGUCACUAGGAGCCGGCCGGUCAAAGCCACUUUGGGACAUGGUAGAAUUCAUUUAUUUUCCCGCUUCCCGGCUGUGCCACUCCUGCAUGAACCAUUGCGCCGUCGCAUGGGAAUCGGCUGCAUGUGGGGUGUCACCCAGAGUUCGCGUCGAGUCGUCAUUCCCGCUGGGUCACGAUCCUAUUCCGUAGCGAACAGUCCCGGGAUUGCUAGCCGCCUCGGUCUGCGUUCUUUACCCCUCUCAUCCGAGAGCGCGUGCGCCUGUGUGAGUAAAGAUGCGGUGUGUGGGUGGUAUGGCUGGACGUAUGCGCAUCUCCGGAACGGGACGUACGAAAUCGCUGCACCGCUCGGCGGGUGCCAUGUGACGAGCCUGCGUUGCUUUUGGAUGUCUUGCGCCGUUGCACCUCUUUCGUGUUGGUGGCAUUCGAGGUGUUGACGUCCGGUUUCGUACCAAAGUCGCGGCUAGUUGGGCCACUGAGAAGCGAUAGCAGCCCGUAGUGGCGGUGGGUGCCGGUGCUUCAUCACACGCACGCAGCUUUUCCCGCCAAAUGCGCUCUGCGGGUGUGGGUAUGUAGUGAAGGGGGGG